Laccaria bicolor S238N-H82 is the source of this 1572-nucleotide messenger RNA. RefSeq lists its product as uncharacterized. The transcript has a single exon. Lineage: Eukaryota; Fungi; Basidiomycota; Agaricomycetes; Agaricales; Hydnangiaceae. The record is from RefSeq and is a predicted model, not a curated record. The coding region runs from base 1 to 1572 and encodes 523 amino acids.
AUGGCCUCCAAUGACAAUUGCCAACCGACCGAGGAAAGCGAUUCCGCGCAUCGCAUCAUCAUCACCCCGGUGUCCAGUGACAAUUACCAACCGAUUGAGCCAAGCGAUUCCACGGAUCACAUCACCUCUGCCUCCGAUGAUUCUGAAGUAACGGGGGAUAGUCGACGCCUCGUCAUCGGGCUACUGGCUUCGACCGCGCUCAGGCCCAAUCACUGGCAAGCCACGGACUUCGUGGCGCUCUAUGCCCUGCUUGACUGUUCAGAAGAGAAUAGCUCGUGGCUUUGUGGUGAAGAGAUCCGUAACGGCCCUGGUUUUCUGCUCGGGGACCCAUCUUGCAACGGGAUAAUGUUCGAACCACCACCGUUUGAAGAAAUCUUCGAUACAGCAGAGCCAGUCGGAAAGACCAGAAAACUCGUAGAAUUCCGCUGCGCUUACCUUCAGCGCAUACGGGACUGCGUACCUUGGCUUAAUUCUCAUGAUACCUUAUUUCUUGUAAUCUGUGGGCGUGGUUCAGAAUUGGGAGUUGUGUUUUUGGGCAACGCAUACAAUCACAUCACCCUUCAUCCAGCGGAACUGGAGUGCGCUUUAGAGGACUGUGUCGCCAAAGUUUACCUCAUUACUACUGCUUGCUUUUCGGACUCCUGGAAAAGUCAGCGAUGGACUCUUAUUGCACCUGGAGUAGAUCAGGAAACAGUGUCGAUUGCAGAGUCGGACUCUGGCCAUUUUCGCGGUGGGGUCUUCACCAGAGCCUUUUUAGCAGAGCAUGCCGACCAGCAUGAACAAAUUGAACAUGACUUUGUGCCCCCUCAUCAGGAACAGCGACAUCUGAUGCCCUUGCUGCCGCACAAGCGUACCUCAGAAGUAUUAAAAUGGUUGCAUCGACUGCAAGAUGACAUGGGACAAAACGAUUUCCCAAUCUCCCCACGUCGGGAAGAUGAUACUUUUUGGAAACUUUUGUUGGCCAGUGAUCUUACAAGCUCUCCACUGGCAACCAUUCAGCAGAAUAAUGUUCAGCCACCAUCAUCUGAAGCCGCACCUGCCUCUGGUGGUGACUCAUUGCCAAACCUGCAAAAUAAAAAUGAAAAGGUGCUCCUCAGCCUUGCUAGGGACCACCUUCAAUUUGCACCACCAGAGACCCUCAGUGAAGUCUGCCUUUUCCGCAAUUGCAAUGCUCUCGUGAACAAUCAACACCGUCUUUAUGGGUCACUUACAGCUGAGGAGAAAGCUGAGACCCUGAAAGUUCUCAGGCAGAGGCACAAUUACCGGUUCCUCGCAUGCAGCAUUUCUCAAAAGCUGGGAUGGCAAGAUGCCGUCAUAACAGUUGGCUACCCCUUCGACGAACAGCGAGAGCGGGACCACAACUUGAGUCUACAAGCUCGGGCGGCGGACCACGGCUACCUUUUCUGGAAUCUCCAUGUAUUGCAAUUCAACACGCUGUGGAAGGGUGUUGCAGGAUGGCUUGCAAGAGUCUGGGAAGCUGCCGGGGAACCUACGAUAAAUGCAAAGAAGUGGAAGGAAACUUUAGAGGAUUGUUCUGAGUUUGCUGGUAUCACAUUAAAUUCUGCAGAAUAG